GGCGCUAUAGCCUCCACGUCAGACUGACGCUCCGCUCUUGGCCAUGGCGUUUUGAAUGAGACACGGUUCGGACAGCUGAUCCUCCGCCGCUCUGUCUGUGUUCCGUCGUGCUCCCAGUACCACGAGCUCAUAUAUGUCCGUGCUCUCUCCAUCUCAUCACGGGCCGAGCCAAAGAGGAGCCCCACAAACAGCCGCCGUUGACCGGGGCAUCUCCGGGUCACCCUUGGGCAGGUACGAGCCAGUGGGGCCUUUUCACAGGUAUAGGAACAAGCAACUCUGUGCACUUUAAGGUGAACGCUGUGUCCAGGGCAGAGGCCAUGCUGAUAUGUUCCUGUGGCAGUGGGCACAGUGCUGCCCUCUGGUGGACCGUGGUUGUAGUGCUGUUGGGGGAGCUUCAUGCAGACACUUCACAAACACAGGUGCUCCAGGACCUGCUCACUCGCUAUGGGGACAACAGCACCAUCUCAGUCCCUCAGCUGCGUGCCCUGCUGGCCCUCCUAAGCCGAGGCCUCGAGCAGGAUUCCAGCCCGGCCACACGGGCACCGUCCAACAGCUCCAGGUGUCUGUCCACAGACACGCUGGCUGUGUUUCAGAUCACUGAACAGGCCCACCUGAAUGAGCAGCAUUUACAGGAGCUAUGCCCCACAAUGCUUCAGCAGCUGGGAGCAGGCUCCUGUAGGGGUCUCAGUGAGGAGGGGCCCAGCGCCGAGAACUCCCCCAGGCCCACUGAUGCAGAGGUGUGGGGCUAUGGGAUCCUGUGUGUGACCCUCAUCUCUCUGUGCUCGCUGGUCGGGGCCAGCGUGGUGCCUUUCAUGAAGAAAACGUUUUACAAACGUCUGCUGCUCUACUUUAUCGCCCUGGCUAUUGGCACACUCUACUCCAACGCACUGUUUCAGCUCAUCCCAGAGGCCUUUGGUUUUGACCCGAUGGUGGACUUCUAUGUGUCCAAGUCAGCUGUGGUGUUUGCAGGCUUCUACUUGUUUUUCUUCACUGAGAAGAUUCUGAAAGUGCUGCUCAAACCCAAAGCUGGGAGCCCCAGACAUAGCCAUUACCCAGCAGCUGAGCACUACUUGGAACCUGGCAGUGACCUGGAGGAGGGCGAAAAGGAGAAACUCCGACAGAACGGCGAAGUCAGCACUUCUGCUUUAGAGCCAGGAGAGGGCGCCCUCAUGCUUUGCCCCUCACAGACACCGCAGGACACGCAGUGUUCCGACAGUGGGCCGUGCUCUAAGGGCAGCGGCGGCGGCUGUUACUGGCUCAAAGGGACCACAUACUCGGACAUCGGCACACUGGCCUGGAUGAUCACCCUCAGCGAUGGCUUGCACAAUUUCAUCGACGGCCUGGCAAUCGGAGCCUCCUUCACAGCAUCUGUGUUUCAGGGCAUCAGCACCUCCGUGGCCAUUCUGUGUGAGGAGUUCCCUCAUGAGCUGGGGGACUUUGUGAUCCUGCUGAACGCAGGCAUGAGCAUCCAGCAGGCCCUCUUCUUUAACUUCCUGUCGGCGUGUUGUUGUUACCUGGGCAUGGGCUUCGGUAUCCUGGCCGGCAACAGCUUUUCACCAAACUGGAUCUUUGCUUUGGCUGGAGGCAUGUUCCUCUACAUCGCCUUGGCAGACAUGUUUCCAGAAAUGAACGAAGUGAGUCUGGAGGAGGAGCGAGCAGGCAGCAGUAGCUUCCUUCUGACUUUUGCCAUUCAGAAUGCUGGUCUCCUCACUGGCUUCUCCAUCAUGCUGCUCCUCACCAUGUACUCCGGACACAUCCAGUUGGGCUAGCAGCACAGACCUGCCCCCUGUGCCCCAGAAGAGCUGUGUGCAGCGGGCAUGCACACCGGCUCAGAGAGGGAUGUUAACACAGAUGUCAUCAGUCAGUGCUGCAAAGCCACAGAAGGAGCAAGGGCAUCCAAGCAUCGACGGUGUUCAUGAUACUUGCUGUUUGUAUCUUUUUAGUUUGUUUUUUUAUGCAAAACUUGUAUGGAAAUAUCUGUAGUUAAAAGAAACUGGAAUUACAACACGUACUUGAUAUUUGCUGUUUUUAUCACAUUGUGUAAAAAAUUAUACUAAUUAGAGGUGGGACAAGAUUUCCACAACUACAAGACAAGACACAUGGUUGGGGCAAUAAGAAUGAGACAAGAUGAGGUUUUGGCAAGGUUUAUAAUAAAUCAACUGAGCGGUUUAGUUUACAAUUUUGGCCUCAUUAGUGGUACUUUUACUAACUUAUAUAUAUUUUAAUAUUUUUUUCUGUGAUUGUAGCACUGCUUUUUAGAUCUACACAGCUUCUCAAGAAAUUUAAUUGGCUACCAUUUGACCCCUUUUUUGGCCAAUCCAAAUGUAAACACAUGAGAAAAUGUAUCUUGAGAUUUUUUUCCCCCUUGACCACACAGUUUUAUCUUCCCACAUCUUGUGGCAUGAGGUCUUGUUCAUAUACUGGAUUCUAUAUAGGAAGUAAGCAUGGGUACGCUUCUAGCUUCUUUGUCUCCAAUUGACUUUAAAUUGAUAAAAAAAAAAUAAAAAUCAUCCCUCUCUCUGUAACUGCUGCAGUGACCCUUGUCAUUUUGGUCGUAAAAUGAUCGUAUAAACUCACUCUACAUGAUCCUAUGGUUUUUUUUUUCGUAAAUAAAUUUUUAUUCCUAGUACGGAACUGGCUCCAAAUUGACUCCUUUAACUCUUAGCCUUGUGAGUUUCAUUUGACUGGAGCUGAAUGCUUUGGUUGAUAUCACACACCCUUAGUCUGCUUUUUUAUAUAGUCUAUGAUCUUGUCCUAUCCCUAAUUACUAAUUUAUCCAAAUGUUGCGAGUCUUCACUGGACCAGUAUGCAUGUAUUCAAAUGCUCAAUUGCUUCAAUUCAGGGAUCUCAUUUUAUAUCAUAGUGCAAUCCUUCCAAAAGCCAUGAAGAAAAUUGUGUCAUGUUUUCUUUAAUGUUGACUUUAAAGAUAGUGCAUCAGGAGAUGCUAUUUACAUUGACAUAGGGUUUGGGCGAUAGGCUUGUCACGAUAAUGACUAUACUGACUUAACAUACAAUUAAUAAUAGCUGGAACAAUAAUUUUUGGGGGUCAGUAUUUAUUGUGGGUACUUUUUCAUGUGGAUACUAGGGGGGAAAUUUGGGGAAAUUUAUGUUAUUAUUCUGUACUAGGAUGAUAUUUGAGCGAAAAAGGUUGGAGGAAUAACUUCUAUAACACAUUUACAGUCAUCAGCCCCUCUGAACACCGCCAUCAUUCGUACACACACCAUUUUCUUACUCGGCAAUGUGGGUUAAGUGUCUUGCCUAAGGACACAACAUUUUUUGCCACUAGCAUCCCACUGUGGCACCUACAAUUCCCAGCAGUCUCCCAUCCAAGAAUUAGGCAUGGCCUUGCAUAGCUUUUGAGAUCUGACGAGAUCAGGCUUUGACAAGCCGGUAUGGCCACAAGCUAGAGAAGCGUUUCAUAUCUGCCGUUAAUUUAUUUCAUCUUAUUUACUGUACAUAUCAUAGACUGUAUAAAUGAACACAACUAACCUUCCAAAAUAUUAUAUAUAUUAUAUUAUAUUAUAUUAUAUUAUAUUAUAUUAAUAUAAUAUUCCUGCUCAGUCAAUUCACUUUGUAUUGAAAAAAAAUGUCGUCCCUCUGUAACUGCUGCUGUCAGGCUAUUGGUUUUGCUCCAAAAAAUCUUCAUAUUGCCCCAGUGUACUUGAUCCUAAUGUUUUUAUCUUGCUAUUUUGUCUGUAAAUAAAUUCAUAAUAUGAACUUGGCUCCAAAUUUGCCUUAUAGCUGAUAGCCUUGUGAGAUUCAUUUGACUGUAGCUGAACACUAUGUGUGAUGUCACACUGCCUUAGUCCACUUCUUUAUACGGUCUAUGGUACAUAUACAAUAUUUUUGAUUAUCAUAUUUUAGGGUUAUUGUUUAGCAUCCAUAUUUACCUCAGCAAUAUAUCACACUUCAAAAUGUGUUGUGACAGGUCUUGAGCCAUGGUGAUAACAGUUGUGAAUUCUGUGACAAUCUGGUUUUGAUGAUAUUGUCACAUACACACCCUUUCCCCCCUCUAACUUUUCUUGUGGAGGUUCUGGUUAUUGCUUUGCCAGGAAUGUUACAUAGUACGACAUUAUGGGGCCCAUUUUAUUUACUGAUCUAUGUUGUUUUCCCAUCAAAAAACAUUCCUGGAGUUGUGUUUUGUUUCAUGCACACAUGCUUAACACACAAACAUUGCAUAUUUGGGCUUAGUUCUUCUCUGAAACUGAAAACACUCCACCUUCCACUUUGAGAUGUCAUGUUGUAAUACAGAAAGUGUUCCACUCUGUUUUUAAACUCCAUACACCUUCACUAGAACCAUCUGAAAACACUCAGCCCUGAAAUUGGCAGUCUACUAAACUAAAAAAAAAUGUAGCUCUUAACAUGAAAACUACAGCUUCAGGACAAGGUGGAAGAGAGCAUUUUGAGUUUUGGAGGUGUAGACAAACUAAUAAAGCAUUACUCAAAUAUUUGUGAAUGUCACAAAAGUAACUCCAGGUCUGUUUUUGAUGCUUAGAUGCUCAGAUCUGUGUUUUGCUUAAUAUAGAUUAAAUAGACUGUAUAAAGAAGUGGACUAAGCGAGUGUGACGUCACCCAUAGCAUUCAGCGCCACUCAAAUGAAGCGUGCGAUGCUAACGGUUACAGGAGUGAAUCUGGAGCCAGGCUCUAUGUUAUGAAUAGGAUUUUUAGAUGGACAAAAUAGCGAUCAUGUAGAGCGGGUUAAUAUGAAUAUUGUAAGACCAAAAAGACCAGGCUCAGAGCAGCAGUUACUUUAGAAUAUGGUCACCCCUCUUUCUGUAAGUCAAUUGGAGCAAGGGUUAGUAGGAGCUGGAAGAGCUGCAUGUGAACUUCCUAUUUGGAACAGGGUGACACUGCUAUGUCCAUUUAUAUAUUAUAUAUAUAUAUAUAUAUAUAUAUAUAUAUAUGUGACCAAUGCUAUGUCAAAACUAUGGAGAGGUAACCCCUCUCACAGUAAGAAUGCAUUUUCACUGAAUAAAUAUAAGAUUAGAUGUAAUGGUAUUCUUUAGAGUAGAACCAGCUGAAGCAAUAAUAUCUCCAAUGAAACCGCAAGUGACGGGCUCUCCACCACAAAUUUGCGCACAAUUUACGCACAUUUUUCUGUUUAAGGUGUCAUCAUUUAUUUUAAAUAGUCUACUCAUAACUAUUGUGCAAUUUAGACUGGUUUUGUCCCUUGUUUACAUUACAUUAUGGUUGCUAGGUAACAGACGGGUAGCAGAAUUCCCCUGCAAAGGUCACAUCCAUAGACUGUAGAUAGAAAGGGACACAGCUAACCUGCUAGUGUCUCCAGACCCAGCUCCUUUUCACUUUACAUUGAAUAAUUGUCAUCCCUGUAUCUGCUGCUGUGAGCCUUAUCAUUUUGAUCUUGAAAUGUUCAUAUUGACCCGCUCUACAUGAUCCUGGUGUUUUUAUUUUGCUAUUUUGUCUGUCAAUAAAUUCCUAUUCUUAAUGCAGAACUUGGCUUCAGAUUCACCCCAUAACUGCUGGCCUUCAUUUGACUGGAGCCAAGUUAGUGGUGUGCCAAAUGGGUGAUGUCACACUCCCUUAGUCCACCUCUUAAUACAGUCUAUGGUCACAUCUGAUGCUCAUGUCCAACUAGGAAGUAAAAUGACAAAACUUGCACCAAAAUGUUUAAACUUAAAACAGAACUAGGGAAGAUUUGUACUGAAAUAGAUAACGAUGUUAACUUGGAUUACAUUAUAAAUACUUUAUUAUCCCAAAGGAAAUUAAUUAACUAAAAUUUUAUUAAUUAAUUUGGUGAAAUUAGGAGUCUAACCUGUCAUAUGCACUUUAAAUCGUAAUAAAACUGAUCUAAGCUAGGUUUUGGCAUUGCACCCAUCCCUAAGCCAGUUCUCCCUGGCGAAAAAGUAGAUCAUUCUGGGUGUUUUAUCACUAUUGUGCAAAAUUAUUUCUGUAUCGCUGUAGACAUUUUAAUCAAACUAAAUGGGACCAAAGGAGCUUUUAAGUGAAAAAAUUUAAAUAUUUAUGGAUUAGAUGUUUGGUUGUUUUUAUAUUGAAUGGAUCGAUUAUUGUUUUUGCUACUCAUUACCCUACAAAAUGAUUCAUUCUGACACUUGUCAAAAUGUCAAAAUCUUGUGUAUCAAAGCUCUUUCAUAUGUGCUUGCCUUCACAGUGUGGAUGACAGACAGGCAUUGAGGUGGAGGUUUCAGGGGCCACAGCUUUGUAAAUAAGUGUAUCCAGUUAAAGAGGACUAUACUGAUCUGAUGGCCAUUUCAUACAAGUGCAUAUAAGAUUUCUAUUCUACAGGCCCUGUUUGUGUGCGCCCUAAACCUAUUUUGUAUUAUGUGUUAUCUAAUUAUGAAAUUUUAGAAUAAAUGAAAAAUGAAUUAAAUAACUAAUUGACUUUAUAAAAUAUGUUGUUUGUUUAGUUGUUUUUCUUUUGGUGAUUAAAAAAGUGUUAUAAAGUGUCA
This is a messenger RNA of Boleophthalmus pectinirostris (great blue-spotted mudskipper), 6428 nucleotides long. It is a transcript of the gene slc39a14, whose product is annotated as solute carrier family 39 member 14. Gene Ontology annotation, biological process: zinc ion import across plasma membrane; intracellular zinc ion homeostasis. Lineage: Eukaryota; Metazoa; Chordata; Actinopteri; Gobiiformes; Gobiidae. The record is from RefSeq and is a predicted model, not a curated record. Gene Ontology annotation, cellular component: membrane. Bases 318 to 1769 code for a protein of 483 amino acids. Gene Ontology annotation, molecular function: zinc ion transmembrane transporter activity. The transcript has 10 exons.